This is a messenger RNA of Jaminaea rosea, 5091 nucleotides long. RefSeq lists its product as hypothetical. Gene Ontology annotation, cellular component: plasma membrane. The transcript is spliced from 3 exons. Gene Ontology annotation, biological process: positive regulation of GTPase activity; Ras protein signal transduction. Gene Ontology annotation, molecular function: guanyl-nucleotide exchange factor activity; protein binding. NCBI's taxonomy places the organism in Eukaryota, Fungi, Basidiomycota, Exobasidiomycetes, Microstromatales. The record is from RefSeq and is a predicted model, not a curated record. Bases 408 to 4790 code for a protein of 1460 amino acids.
CCCACCCCCCUGGCCUGCCUGCUCUCGAAGGCGGAGAAGACGACGAGCCGUUGCUUCUGCUCAACAACUCAACCACCUAACAUCCUCACAAUCACGCAGCUUAGGCUGUCAUCGCGACCCCACGACUGCUACGACAGCCAGGCUUCUUAUCGUAAGGCAUCGCGGGUCGUCUCCCUGCUUCAUAGCCUGCCGCUCUCACUUCCCGCCGUCGAUCGAGGCUAACGUCGACUUCGAGGUCAAAGCGGCAACACCUCAGCUCGACUCCUCUGCGCCCGGACCCGGCGGUGAGACCUCUCGUCGGUGGAGGGCUCGACCUUUCAGAGUUGCAAUCGACAACACAUAUCUCUGCCAUCCUUGCCCGCUAAUACUACCAGCAUCGUCGUCGCGUCUGAUCCUCCUUCCUCGCCAUGUCCUACUCCCCCUCCGACGAGGAGGAUCCUCCGUCCUUCUUCGUCCGCGCCCUCUACACAUACACAGCAACGGACAAGUCCUCCCUCUCCUUUGAGCGAGGCGACAUCAUCGAGGUUCUCACCCAGCUGCCAACUGGAUGGUGGGACGGAAUCCUCUGCGAUCAGCGCGGUUGGUUCCCCAGCAACUACGUAGAAACCAUCGAUGAGGAGACGGCGCAGCGCGAGCUCGAUGAGCGGGAGAUGGCUCUAGGGUUGAAACCAACACUGGACUUCGAUGUGGCUGACGACGAGGAGGCCGACAUUCGUGCGGUCGACGCACUAGCAGCGGCAGGGGGUCAUACGCAGGCCACCACAGGUCUCGAGUCCGCUCUGUCACUCUCAACAGCAACAUAUCCAAACGACGGCGACUUCUCUGCCGCUCUUGGUCUUGGUCAGGACUUUGCAGCAUUACGAGAGCUGAUGGGCACAGGAGAGGGCGGGGCAGGCCUGCCUGGCGUGGACGGCAAUGCGACCGAUGCCUUUGAGCAGUUGGCCGAAGCCGCUAUGCUCGAUGCGGGAAGAGAUCCGGAGCUCGCUGCUGAAGACGGCGAAGCGCCACCAGCAAUGACUGCUUCGGGUAGGAAUCCGGACAUCGAUCUCACGGGCGCCCCUUCGCGGAGCAUGGCGCAAACGGAUAGCUUCGGGAGGCCGCGGGCUUCAACCGCUCUUGAGCCGCAGCGUAGUGCAAACGGAUCGAAUGAUUGGCAGAGUAGAGGGAGAGCGGCUAGCGCUGCUGGGCCGCAGUCACGUCAGCAGCAGCAACAACCGACUCAGCAGUCUGCGAAGCCCGCUAUACAGAAGAAGGCCGCGGCGGCCAAGGAGAGCGACUAUUGGGUACCCAAGUUCACAGACGGCGGUGAUAUCGUCUAUUACAACACGAGAACCGGCGCAGAGUCUGUUGAUUUACCAGACGGCGCCGAUGACUCUGGCGACGAGGAACUCGACGAAGCAAGCGGCAGCCGGAGUGCCUCUGUUCCAGACAUCACCGCAAGAAGGGGUCAGGCCGAUACGAGGAGCAACGGCUCGCCCGCCAAGCCUGCAGCGAGUAGGCAACGCAGCUCAACCGAGCUGCGACCGCCGCGGAUGCUGCGUGACGAGAAGGAGGCAAAGGAAUUGCAGAAGCUCGUUCAGACAAGGGGAGCCAAGUCGCUGCCGCUCAUGAUCAGCCAAGCCGGCACCGCACUCGCACGUCUUGAGCAGGAAAGCGAAAGACGGCAUAGUAGCAGUCAAGAGAACGGCGAUGGCCAGCCUGAAGACAGCGACGAUGACGAGCGUAUACGACUGGUUCAAGCAAGUCACACCGUCAUCAAUGCUUUGCGCGAUCUUCUUUACGCUGCGGGCGUACUCAACGUCUCGCCCGCUGAUUUGGCCACAAUCGCCGAGCUUGCCUCUUUACAGAACGCCGAGGGUGGCAGCAGUGGCAACGCCAUGUCGAUGUUCGCGGAUUCGGUCGUCUUUAUCCACUCGCAGUCAGACCAAGGUGGUCCACCGCAAAGCAUUCGUCAGCUAGGCGCGCGCAUCAAUUCGUCAGCGUCCAAGCUGGCACUCUCCGUACGAGCGGUCACCGAGCAGCUUCCUCCGUCGACGAGCGAGGCGCAAGAUGACGAGAAGUCUGCUAUUCUUGCUCAACGCUUAACCAACUUCAGGCAGCGAGUGACGGAUAAUGCUCGCGAGCUGCAGGAUCUUGUGGACGCCUUUGCGCAGGAGCUCGACAGCAAUCGGGCUCUCUCCACCGCGAAUCAAGCGCAGCCCCUUUGGACUAAGCAGCUAGAGGCAAUUUUGCGCUCCGAGGACUCGCCAUCAGCUGGCAUCGGUCGCGACUCACUCAGCGGGGCUGGAUCGGCUGCAGCGUGGCGUGGAAGCGGCUUUGUCUCGCCUCAAGCAAGAGAGGCCGCAGCACUUCGCCUCGAGUCGAUGCAUCGCUUUAGUGGGGCAUUCAACCUGAGCAGUGAGGCUCGUAUGUUGCUCGCAAAUGGCAAGGAGGUGAUGAGGCGACGCCCGGGUCAACGAGUCGGGGAGGAAGUGGUCAACGAGUGCGUGAGACCGCAGCUUGACGACUUGCAACUGCAGAUCAUGGCACUGCUGGAGACGGUCAAGGCGGAGAAUAGCGAACAGGUCGCCAGCGACGACACACCUGUCCUGUCGGCUCCGACCAGCGGGCGACGCAAUGCGACACCUGCGCUGCCAAGUUCGGCGAUCGCCGCCAUUCUCAGCCACGUCAAGCUCGUCUCCGUCCGCAUGGGCACCUUUCUUGCCAUCAUCGAGGACCUCGACUUCGCCUCCACCCUCGACGUUGACUCGUCCGGGUCGGCCGCUACGCCCGCCACCUCCAAGAGCUGGGAGUCUCUAACCGUAUCGGCGCGUGAAGGCCUCCAUCGCUUCAUGAGUCUCAAGCAGGCAAGCUACGAUGCCAGCUCAACUCUGAUUAUGGAUGCCCAGGAUAUGACCACAACCGAAGCGGCACAUGGACGCAACGUCGUCGAGCCCGAAGCAACGCAGAAGUUGCUUGCGACAGCUCAAUCGCUGCAAGAGCUUUCGCGUGAAAUGUUGGAAGCGACGGACGAUCUGUUGCAGAUCGCGGAGGAGCAAGAGCGUGUCAAGUUGCCUUACAUAGGUGCAAGAGCUAGAGUGUACGGUGUCGAGGAGGCUGCCAAGUCGGUUGGAGAGCUCUUCCCUUCAAUGGACCCUGUACAGCGCUCCGCACCACAAGCUGGACAGCGAACGACGUCUCUAUUUAGCGGCAGCGGCGGCAAUCGCGAUCGCUCUACGUCGGUGACCACGGGUGGAUCGAUGCAGUCUGCCAGCGUCGAAGGGAGCCGAUCUCUCGGUGCCAGCGGUGCUCAAGUGGAUGCAGACGCCGAGUCGACGAGGAAUCGCUCGACGAGCAGUAAGAUCAAGAAGUUCUUUGGCGAUGACUCUGGUGCGGUAGCCCCUUCGCCUCCAGAAGGAUCAACGGCCGGGAGCACUCUCAUUGACAGAGGCGACGCCUCCUCCGCAGCAUCAAUAACAGCGGCCAAGAAGCGAGUGCAGGAAGAGGUCCCCUGGUUCCUUGGCCCCGACUACGCACCAGAGGACAUCAUUAUGAGUGCUGAAGGCCAAGUCAAGGGUGCAACGCUGCCUGCCCUUCUCGAGCGCCUGACUAUGCACAACACCUUCGACUCGGCAUUUAAUAAUACCUUCCUCAUGACGUACCGCUCCUUCACUACAACACACGAGCUCCUCGAUAUGCUCCUCGCCCGCUUCAAGAUCCCGCCCCCCUCCGGCCUUACCCCUGAAGAGCACCAGCUCUGGGCGGAACGAAAGCAAAUUCCCAUCCGCCUACGCGUCUUCAAUGUACUCAAGUCGUGGCUGGAGGCCUUUUUCUACGAAGGAGAGGAUGACGAACACCUUGACCGCGUGAAAGGCUUCGCGCAGGAGAUGUCUUACCACUCAAUGGAGUUGCCAUCGAAGCAGCUGAUGCGCCUCGUCGAGCGCAGGCAGGGUGACGGAGAGCAGAUGGUUCGCAGGAUGAUGAUGCCCAACUCUGCUCCACCGACCAUCCUGCCCAAGUCGCUGCGCAAGAUUAAGUUCCUCGACAUCGACCCGAUAGAGAUGGCCCGCCAGCUUACGCUGCUUGAUCACAAGCUUUACUGCAAGAUCAAACCGGUGGAGUGCCUGGGCAAGGCGUGGAGCAAGCCGGACUCUGAUCUGCAUGCCAAGGGGAUCAAGGAUACCAUUAGCACGUCGAAUCGGAUUACUGGCUGGGUCGCGGAGGCUAUCCUCGUGCAGGAUGAUCUCAAGAAGCGUGCGGCUUGGAUCAAGCACUUUAUUGCGAUUGCAGACGCUUGUCGAUCUCUCAACAACUUUUCCACCAUGACGGCUAUCGUUUCCGGGCUCAACUCGGCUCCCGUCUACAGACUGAAGAGGACAUGGGACUCCGUCAAUCAACGCUACGUCGCUCUCCACGAGAACGUCAAUCGCAUCAUGCAGUCCUCCAAGAACUUCUCCGACUAUCGUGAGAUGAUUCACAAGCUCCAACCACCCUGCGUCCCCUUCCUGGGCGUCUACCUCACCGACCUGACCUUCAUCGAGGACGGCAAUUCUGACCGCCUCAAGAACGAUGAACGCCUCAUCAACUUUGGCAAGAGGCAGAAGACGGCCGAAGUGAUCAGGGAGAUCAUGAUCUACCAGAGCACGCCAUAUAACCUCACGCCCGUUGCCGGCAUUCAACGAUUCAUUGAGGAUAAUCUGGUGGAGAGUAGGGGAGACACCGAACUCUACCAGCAGAGUUUGAGUAUCGAGCCCCGAGAGAGGGAGGACGAGAGGUUGGGCAGGUUGUUGGCUGAGAGCGGAUUCCUGUAGAUUGGCGCCAAGAAGACGAGAUGACCUCGCCGUGACGGCGCAUCAUCGUCUUUUUCCGGUUUCACUCUCGUCUUGGCCUACUCGUCACCUCCUCAACCUCACUGGCUCAGCGACGCCUGCUCCUUGCAUACGAUACACAAGCACUUUUUCAUGAUCAUGCCUCUCUCGCAUUCAUGAUCAACCAUCACGACCAUCCGCGCUUUUCUUGCUUGCUCUUCUUUUCAUCGCUUGCCUUUCAAUGAUACCGAGCACUACGAUGCUCUUCCUUUCUGCUCUUCAUUCGAGUUCGCACGCCCCAAAA